AUGGACCCUCACGACCGAUACGGCUAUGAAGAAGCGCUGUCUGCGAGGAUGGAGAAGUUCGGGGAGGACGAAGUUUGCAAAAUGGACUCGGAUGAAGACUAUGACGAUGAGAGUUUCAGGGGCUUCACGUUCCCCGACCCAGCCCCGAGGCAUCAAAUAUCCACCGUGCGCUUGGAUGAGCAAGGUGUUCAUGGGCACAGCCUAAGCGGUGAGGUGUUGUUCAAGAUUCAACGAAGUCGUCUUCAGGCUGAGCUGCUCACUGCCGAAAUGCUGUUGGCACUGAUCUCAGAGGAGACAGGGUGCGCGGCCGGAGUUCUGCUUCAAGAUGGCCUCGAACUAUCAAUGUCUGAUGCUGUCCGCGGAGAAGGAGUUCUGACGCUAAAGCAGACAGUUCGUGACUGUCGACCUCUGCUGUGCCGCAGGAUCCCCAACUGGAAUCGCUGUAGUCCAGGCUUCGGGGAGGCGGAGGUUCGCCCACGCCUCAGCGAUGUCACGGAACCCGUCCAGGCACGAAAGGAGUUGCGGACGUGGGUGACAAGCUUAGGAGGCAAAACGGGUACACCUCAUCAGGAGGAGGAUUGGCUGGUCUAUACCAAAGGCGAAGUCGUUUCCUACGAAGCAGGCAGAGAUGAGCCGUUGAAGCCGUUCGGAUACUUCCCUCAGGCACCUCUGUGGAAGCUCCCGGCAGGAACAAGGCAGUGGGGAGGUGCUAGAAGUGAUGUCUGGAGUACUUGCCUCGAGUUGCCUGUGAGACAACUAUUGGAUGAGCACGCAGCCUUAACGCUCGACAGGCCAAUACCACGCUACCAGAUGAUCGUUGAUCCCAACCAGUUUGUUCAGCAGACGCGUGACGGUCCGGUGUGGGUGCCGUGCGAGUUUGAUGUUUCUGCAGAUGGCACCCCAUCAUUGGUGGGUGGUACGCGGAGUCAUGCACAUCCGCACCUUGCGCAGCAUGUUGCACGUCCGGUCCUCGCCGCAGCUCUUCCCUUGUUGGCGAAGUUGCGGCGACCGCAACUUCUCCUGGAUGAUCGGCGGCUUCAAGUUGUUUUUAAGGCACAGCGAAUAAUUGUUCCAGGCAAUGUUGGCGGCAAGUCAGAUGCGGAGUACGUCGGUUUGUGGCAUGUUGAUGGCCACAGAGAAAAUGUGGCUGCCGUCGUAUUGUACUACUACCACGUUGACUCUUCUCUUCAUGGUGGUGACCUGGAGUUCUGCGGCCGCGAGCCCAUGGAUGUUCUGGGCUGGGGCGACUGCAGCAACAACAUCAGUGGUUUGGGAUCGGAGUCCCUUCGGCAGGCCUUGCGAGGUGGCACGAGUGACGAGUCUGCAGCGGUGCACAACUGUCGAGUUCCUAUUGGUCAGGGCACCCUUCUGGUGUUUUCGAACUAUCAAAUGGCGCACCGCGUGCUUCGGAUGAAAAACAUCGGUGAGACAGAGGCCUCCCGUGACUUUGUGGCACUCUUUGUCCUCGAUCCGUCUGCGCCGGCCCUCCUGCCCGCAAGAAGCGUUCUGGCAGCGCCACACCUGCUGACACGAACCCUGGCGCCUGCAAAGAUUCCGAUUUCAGGAAUCCAGAAAGUGCUGGAAUUUCUUGGGGUCUCGCUUAGCGAUGUCAUGCAGAAGAUGCAGCGCAACCAACUACUUUCGGAACAGUUGAAGCCAUCCGGUCAGUUUGCCCAUGGGGGGAGUGUCUACUCGACCGGGAACGGAUGCUUUACAAUGAUCGGCUGGCUGCACAAGUUGCUCGAGCGCGAUGUAGACGAAUGGAAAGGGCGAAACCCGAGAGGUUUUGAACGCCUCAGGGCGCUGAAUCUGGCUCCCGAGGGCUCCACCCGCGGUCUCUCUGAGGUUUUGUCGCUGUCUACAGCCGAGCUGCAAGAAAGGCUCGAAGAACUUUAA
Symbiodinium natans is the source of this 1896-nucleotide messenger RNA. NCBI's taxonomy places the organism in Eukaryota, Dinophyceae, Suessiales, Symbiodiniaceae. The record is from the annotation of a GenBank genome assembly.